Molecule: messenger RNA, 3261 nt
Organism: Diachasmimorpha longicaudata
Lineage: Eukaryota; Metazoa; Arthropoda; Insecta; Hymenoptera; Braconidae
Exons: 8
Coding region: 90-2780 (896 amino acids)
Source: RefSeq, a predicted model, not a curated record
GAGUACUGAGCGAUUAAUAUGAAUAUUGUUGUGAAUAAACAAUUGAAAAUUGUGACGUAAAUGUUGGUUAACAAAUUUUGAUAUUAGGGAUGAAAAAUUUCAAAGUCCCGCGAUGGUAUCAGGAACUCUCUACUCCUCAGGUCGAGAUGCUCUUUGCUUUGGGAAAAUUCAUAAGACGUGAUCAUGAAGAGAAAAUUACAGACAGAACUCAAAAGGCCCUGAACGCCAUCGGAAUAACCUCAACAUUGGUCGAAAUUAAAUCGAAUGACAUUCGAAAUCUUUGGACGAAAAGCUAUUUAGAUCCUGUGCAAUUCCUCUGUGAAAUCUAUAAAUUCAUUACAGGGAAAUUCUUUGAGGAAGAAAAAUACAAAAAAUAUUAUGACUGCAAUGAAAGAAUCAUUCUGUCGUCCAUUGCUAUCCUGAAACUUCCUGAAACAAUAAUUGAGCUUCAUCGUCGUUUGCCCAUGGGAAAUAUCAAUAAAAUUUCAUCGAAACCGUUUCCUCCUAAAGCUGUGUAUGUAAAAAGAAAUGGAAAGUCCCCUUAUUUGGAAUACCCAAGGGCCUCUCCAGAUUGGCGAAUAUAUGAAAAUGAACUGCAGAAAUGGCGCGAAUUGCAAAAAGGCAGAGUUAAUCCUCGCGUUAUCGUACCUGUCCCUUGUCCACCGGGAUGUGAGGAUCUUAAGCUCAAAAUUAAGGAUGAUUUCUCACGAAAUAGGGCGUCUUCGAUGCUAAAGACAGAAGAACCACUAGGCAAAAAUGUUCGGAACAUAAAAAGUAUGACAAGUAAAGACAGUACGACAGCGCUGUCCUCUGAUAUCUCGAAAAUAUCAUGUAUAAGUUCAAAGAAAAAUAAAAUUCAUCAGACCAAGAAAGGCAUGGAAAAUACAAUAACUGUCGACUCAGAAGGAGAAUCUAGUCUUGGUCCUGUAGAGGUGUAUGAAAUGGAAAUGAACUCCGACUUAGCGGAGCUUCCGAAGAAAACAUAUCCGCCUGGAAGGCAAAAUUUAUCUUGGAAAUGGCAGAAUUUUUUUAUGGAGACGGAUGAAGACUUCAGAAUACUUGAGAAGGAAGCAAAUGCUAUUUUGAAAAGUGUUCAAAAAUCCAUUAUGCAAAUAUUUAAUCCUGACGUUUGCAACGGUUGCCGUGCCUGCACACAAAGUAGAGAAAUCGAUGCAAUCGCUGACAAAUCAAAAUCUCUGAAUUUAAUCAUUGAUAAUGUCAUUGCUGAUGAUACGGGAAAAAGAUACAUUGUGAGUUCAAUAGGCAUUGCUCCUCCCGGGGAAAUCAUUUCAGAAGACUCAUUGAACCAGCCCCUAAUAAUUUCCUCGGAGGAUCAAAUAUUCAAGACUUCAGUAAUUGACUCUGUAGUAGUCAAUGAAAAAGAUCAACCCAUUCACAUCAUUCUAGGAAUCUCAAAACAGAUCAAUCAUAUCCCCAAAACAGUUCUUCGAAGGCUUCCAAUGCCCAGAAGAAAUGUGUCCUCCUGCAUCUGCCAUUUCUCAAUUUCUGAAAAAUGUUCUGAAUCCUUGAAUAAUAAAGUAUUUACUGAUUUUGCAAAAAAAUAUCAAGAAAGAGAAAGAAGACAAGAAAAAAAAAAAAAAGAAGAAGAGAGAAAUAUCACAUUUAACGAAUCCCCUCUUAGCGAAACACAUAAGAAUAUUCAGCGAGAUCAAGUUGUUAUAAAUGAUCAGGAAGAUAUGGGCAAGUGUAAGAGCUGCAGUGAUUCUCUGGACAAAUGUCAACAAAAUCCAUUCAAAAAUGUUUUUCAUCCUCUUAUGCACAGUAGAGCGGCUAAGAGUGAAAUGAACAAGGAUCGAAAGAGAUUAAGGGUAAAUGAGUACAGGGAGAAUAUGAAAUUCGCAUUAGAAGGUGUAACUUCAAGCGCCCAAAUUAUAUUAGCCGGAGUCCCAUUACAGCCUCCAAUUACAACUACUCCGGUGUCCAGUGAACUGGAGACCGAUGUCUCAGCUUACGAUAGACACUAUUAUUGUUCGGUGACCGAAUUUGUUGGAAAUGCUCCUAAAUCUCAUAAACAAAUGCCAACACUGUCUCCUCAAGGCAAGAAUAAUAAACAUGAGGGACGGCACCAUAAGGCCGACACAGAAAAAAACAUUGAUGUCGGUGAAACUAAAAUAAUGAAGAAAAAUACAGAAGCUGAAACGAUUGGGGCAAUGAAAUUAGUGAAAAUGAACAUAAACAUGAAUAACGUCAAGGUGAAGGAGAAAGAGAGUUCAGCUGUAUUAGACGAUAGAAAAAAUCAAAUUCAGAAAAAGGAAAAUGCAAUGAAAAGUAGAAAUAAGGAGAGCUUGCUGAUAUUGAUGAAAGCAGCAUUAGGGGAAAUGGCCCAAGAAGGGUAUCUUUUCGCAAAACUCCCUCAGUGCGACAAUAUACCUCCUCUCCAGGCGUGGAUUCGAUACCGCAGCGGAUUCAAGAUCAGUCAAAAAAAAAAAAAUCUUCAAAAAACCCUGAAAACCUGGGAGGCCUGUGAUACUCGACUCUAUAAAAAAAUGAAAGCCCCAACGAUGCACCUCUCAGAAUCUCAAAAAUCGACUCUCACGUGGGGUCAAAUUGAGGAAAUAAGGAGAAAGAUCGCAACGAAGAAGAAAACAUUUUACAGCAGUGUACGCAAGUCUCGAGUACUCCAAUCACGAACGAUAUGGAAUCUCGUUAAUCAUGACAAAAGUCUUAAUGUCAAUUUAAAGAAAUCGUACUUCAUAUACCAAACCAACAAGGAGAGCGAUGGACACCUUUUCAAGCCCUUUGGCUUCAAGGCGAGCUAAAAGUUAAGGGAAUCAGUGGGAGAAGGGAGAAGAAAAUUUGUAGAAUGGGUUAAGAAUAAUUGUCGAUGGAAAUUUCUGUAAAAUCAUCAGAGAGAAUUUUCAUCGUGAAUAAAAUCAGGAAAUAUUUUCUACUACUCUAAAAAGCUCUCUUCGAAAAGUUUCCGUACACUCCAAAUCCAUUAUUUUAGACCAGUGAGCCCCUCAUUUUUCAAACUGAACGAUAUCAGAGUUUUAAAAAAUCCGAACACAUUAACGAUGUGCUUUUAUUUGCAAAAAUAUCACACAUUAAGCGAUAAUGAACAUCAAUGUGCUUUAAUUUCAAAAACAUUAAUAACACCAAACUGAUAAAUCAUCUGAAACUCUCCGAAUAUGAACACGUCUUUAGUUUUUUCUUAUCCUCUCAAGCUAUUCUUUUUCAUCAUCUUGGGAGAAAAAAAAAAAAAAAAAAAAAAAUCUUCACAGAUCUUACAAUUCUAUCAAC